CUUACAAGCACAACUAUUUGUAGACGAAUUGAUGGUGUGUUCUUAUCAGGCUCUCUCGAUUAAUGUUCAGUUAUUGCGGUAUGUAAAGCAAAAGUGCCCAAAAUCUGACGUUGAAUUGUGCAGGAUACUUCGCUGAAUCGACAGAAGACAUCAACCAUGUCUUCCGUGCAAGUGUUGGACCCGCCGCCAAUAAAAACCGGCCCCAACAACAACCAGAAACACCCUAUGAAGCCGACCAACAACAACAACUCAAAGCGCAAAAACAAGUACGACAGAGGCAGCAGAAAGAGAUCGAAAAGUUUUUCGGGAUGCGGCCUCCCGAUAAGUCAGAAGCCGGUCCUGCCUUCCAAGUUUUUGCUCGGCGGGAAUAUCAAAGAUCCUCUCAACUUGAACAGUCUCCAGGACGAAGAGAUAAACAGGGCUAUGAACGCAGUUACUCCGAAAUCUUCUCCUGUCCCGACCCCUCCGAGGAAGAAAGGACAGAUCGAAGUAAUAAUCCCCAAAAACAUUCACGAUCCCCUAAAUCUGAUCGAUUGCUCCGAUGAUGCCGAAUACGAACAGCAGCUGUGUUCACCGAUUAAAAAGGCCAAGAAGAAACGCUUGAAGAAGAGGAGGACCAUUUCCGUGACGAUGGAUUCGACAUCGGAGUCGAUUGCGGACGUGAGCGCGAACUCUGAGGCGAAAACGCCCGAAACGUCGACGGAUUCCGCGAAGAUUCCCGACGUACCCGAAGAAAACGCGCCUCGGGCACCGAAUGUUAGCCGCGACCUUAGCAUCGAGUUGAACGCCACUCCCGGUCCGGCGGCGGCUAUUAAAAAGGAGAAAAACAAACGAAAAUCGGAUGACUUCGGACACGGCAUAAAAAAAUUCAAAAACAAUUCGAUGGACAAAAUCGUGAGUCCGGUCGUGCCGCAACCCGGCGCGUGGCUGAAGAGGAGCAAUUCGGUGAAUAAGUGGUCGAAACCGAGGCAGAACAAGAAUCCGGCGGAGGAGCUGAAGAUGCCCCUGUUCAAGGAGAAGGACAAGCAGUUCCGGUAUGGGAACUACAACAGAUAUUACGGCUACAGAAAUCCCCACAACGAGAUCGACCACCGGCUGCGCGUAUUCUCCCAUCACACUUACCUGUUCGAGAACAAAGAUAUCCUGGACAUAGGCUGCAACAUCGGUCACGUGACCCUGUCCGUAGCGAGGGAUUACGGGGCGCGUACCAUACUGGGCAUAGACAUUGACCAAACGCUAAUUUCGAUCGCGCGAAAGAACAUAAAACACUACGUGAAAACAGAGGAAUCGCCCCGGGGGGACGAUGGCCAGCCGCCCGCUUCGGGCGGCAUAACAAAAAGUAGUGAGUUUUUUCCUAUAAGCAUGCCUAUAUUAUAUGGAGCGAUUGACGUUAUAGGAUUCCACGAUAGGACGCCCAAAGGGACAGGAUUUCCUAACAACGUUACUUUCAAACAGUGUAAUUACAUUCUAGAAGACGACAACUUGAUCGUCUUGGAACAGCCUCAGUUCGACGUGAUACUCUGCCUCAGCAUCACCAAAUGGAUCCAUCUGAAUUGGGGAGAUGCAGGCAUGAAGCAGGCUUUCAGAAGGAUGUAUGCGCAGCUGAAACCCGGAGGAAAACUCAUUCUCGAACCGCAGAAUUGGGCGAGUUACAAGUCCAAAAAGAAAUUGACAGAAACUAUCUACAAGAACUACAACUCCAUAGAAUUCUUCCCUGACAAAUUCCGGGAAUACCUCCUGUCUCCGGCAGUGGGCUUCGCCAAGAGCGAGAUCCUAGGCUACCCACCGCACCAAGCGAGAGGAUUCCGACGACCGAUCCAAGUGUUCACCAAAAGCACCAUGUUCCCCAGCGAACGUACUGAAGCGACACCUAUCAACUACACGCCGACCAUUGCUGUAUUCGACUCGUGUCGGAUCAAAACGGAGAAAUACGAAUCUCAGAAUCCGGGACCGUGCAUCGAACAUGUCUACACCAACAUUUUCGACGAUCGGUACUGUGGAUGUGCGGAUGACAAUUCAGAAAUGAACGACAAAGUGGGAGAGGAGCUGAAGAAGGAAGCCAUGGAGUUAGUGCCGAGCAAAAGUUUCGGCAGUGAAAGGACUGUUAUCAGUGAGGAAGGCGAGGAUGGAAAAAUUACGGAUAUUACGGAUAUUCAAAAUCAGGAGACGGUUUUGGUGGGUGAAAAAAGGGAGAUGAAGUGCGAAAGGUGUGGUGAGGAGAACAGUUCGUCUUCGUCGGAAGUUUCCGAAGUCGGGAAAACCAAGAAGGAUCAGCCUGACAUGUCUGGGGAUAAUACUUAGAUUAAGUAUCAAUUUGAAACUGUUUUUAUUUUACUUUAAUUCUGUAAAUAUGUCAAUAUUUUAAUUUUUUAUCGUUUGUUGAAAAAGCUUUGUAUAUAUGUACAUGCUUCAAAGUAUUACAGUUUUCUUAAGAAAUAA
This is a messenger RNA of Leptinotarsa decemlineata (Colorado potato beetle), 2439 nucleotides long. RefSeq names its product 7SK snRNA methylphosphate capping enzyme. Gene Ontology annotation, biological process: snRNA modification. Lineage: Eukaryota; Metazoa; Arthropoda; Insecta; Coleoptera; Chrysomelidae. The record is from RefSeq and is a predicted model, not a curated record. Gene Ontology annotation, molecular function: snRNA binding; RNA methyltransferase activity; O-methyltransferase activity.